AUGUCUGUGCUGCUCGAAACUAGUCUAGGCGAUAUAGUAAUUGAUCUGGACGUAAAGAGAGCUCCCAAAGCAUGUCUGAAUUUCGUGAAAUUGUGCAAGAGCAAAUAUUACAAUUUCAGUCUCUUCCAUUCAGUGCAGAAGGGAUUUCUAGCUCAGGCUGGUGAUCCAACUGCUACUGGAAAAGGAGGUGAAUCUGUAUGGGGGGUGAUUGAUGGUCCUGCAAAACGAUAUUUCGCUCCAGAAAUACAUCCAAAACUCAAGCAUAAGAACCGUGGUACGGUUUCUAUUGCUACGGCUGCAACAGAGUCUGGUUUGCCUGUCGCGGGUUCACAGUUCUUUAUAACGCUAUCGAAUGAACCACUGGACUAUCUGGAUGGUAAACAUGCUGUAUUUGGAUCUGUUGCUGAAGGAUUUGACGUGCUGGACAAGCUGGAUGAAGCCUUGGUUGAUGAUCAGAAUCGCCCAUUUCGUGACAUACGGAUAAAGCAUACAAUCAUUCUUGAAGAUCCAUUUGAUGAUCCAUCUGGCCUCAAUGUACCUGAAAAGUCGCCCGAACCUAGUGAAGCCAUAUUGAAAUCAACACGUAUCGCUGAGGACGAAGAACUCUUCCCAGAUAUCGAUCCUGAAGAGCUAGAAAAGGAUAGGAGAAGGAAGGAAGCCGCAGCAAGAACUCUUACCUUGGAAAUGGUGGGAGAUUUACCAUUUGCUGAAGUCAAGCCACCAGAAAACGUCUUGUUUGUGUGUAAAUUAAAUCCUGUUACUCGUGAUGAAGACUUGGAAACGAUCUUUUCUAGGUUUGGUCCAAUUGUCAGUUGUGAAAUCAUACGAGAUAAAAAGACUGGCGAGUCACUUUGUUAUGCCUUUGUCGAGUUUGAAGAAAAACCAAAUUGUGAAGAGGCCUACUUUAAAAUGGACAAUGUGCUGAUUGAUGACCGACGUAUUCACGUCGACUUUUCACAAAGUGUUUCCAAGCUCCAUGCUGACUUCAUGUUGGGCAAACGACGUGGACUGGAAGAUGGAGAAGGCAAUGCUGGAUUGGAACGCAAACGCCAAUAUCGAGACCAGCAACACAAGGACAAUUACGAUCUUGUGUUUGAACACGAUGGCGAGCUUGCCGAAGAGAAAUCACGCAAGUCUAGGAAGCUUGAAGGGCGCACUGUUGAGAGUUCACGAGGAGAUAGAAAAGAAUAUCGUGAUGAUGGACGUCGCGUACAGUCGAUAGAUUCGAGAGACAAGGGAUCUAGCUCUGAACGGUAUGAUGAUAGAAGACGCAAUGACACACGGCGAAGUGAUCGUGAUGAUGACAGGCGUCGAGAUGAUCGUGAUGAUAGGAGGCGAGAUAAUGAGCUAAAGGACCUAUUUGAUCCCAAAUCACUUGAUCAUCUGACUAGAAUAGGAGGCUUACAAGGCCUCGUUGAUGGUCUAAAAACAGACGUGAAUAAAGGUCUAUGCAAUGUACCAGACUCGCUUUUCUCAUCCACAGCCGUGUCGCCGGCACAACAAACAGACAACCAUCCUAAAUCGGAUACGAAUGAACCGACUGCUUCGACCGCAUCGCGUAGACCAUUGAAGCGCUUGACCUCACAGUCUUCCUUUGCAUUGGGAACUGUCGAAUCCACUCCUCUAGUUUCUGACAACAAAAUGGGUCGGCAGCAAACCUCGAAUGGGGAUGCUAGUCACCAAGUCGUGGCUAUAGAGGACAUCAAUGAGAUACAUGCCGCUCGGAUAUCUGUGUACGGUACUAAUGUACUGCCUGCUGUCAAGAGCAAGAGCAUUUUGGAGCUGAUGUGGUUGGCACUGCAUGACAAGACUUUGAUACUGCUUUCAUGUGCUGCUUUGGUGUCAUUGGCUGUAGGACUAUACGAAGACUUUAAACCUCCAACCUCUACCGCUCCAGAAGACAAUCAGAAGAUACAUUGGAUUGAGGGAUUCAGUAUCUUAAUGGCUGUCAUGAUUGUUGUCCUAGCAUCAUCUAUCAAUGAUUACCAAAAAGAAAAACAAUUCCAGGCCUUAAAUGCCAAAAAGGAAGAUCGACAAGUCAAAGUCAUUCGUGAUGGUUCUACUCAGCUACUGUCUGUAUAUCAAGUACUAGUAGGUGAUGUCUUGGAACUACAGCCAGGAGAUGUCAUUGCUGCUGAUGGUGUUUUGAUAAAUGGCAUGAAUCUCAAGUGUGACGAAUCAGCAGCAACUGGUGAAUCAGACACUAUCAAAAAGACGCAUGAACGUGAUCCCUUCUUGUUGAGUGGUAGUAAAGUAACAGAAGGUGUUGGUAAAUACGUAGUUGCGGCAGUUGGUGUCCACUCCUUUAACGGGAAGACCAUGAUGGCAUUGCGUCAGCCUUCUCAAGUAACACCUCUGCAAGUAAAACUCGACAAGCUGGCAGAGAACAUUGCAAAGAUCGGAGCUUCGAUCGGUAUUGCCCUUUUCUUGGCUCUCAUACUCAAAUACGUAGUUAGCGUCUUGAACGGUCCAGGAUUUGGAAACGACGCUGCUCAAGAGUCUGGUGCUGAAAUCAUUGCUAGGUUGACCAAUAUUUUGAUUUCGGCAAUCACGCUAGUAGUAGUUGCCGUGCCAGAAGGAUUGCCAUUAGCUGUAACUCUUGCCUUGGCCUAUGCUACUACGCGUAUGCUCAAAGACAACAAUUUGGUACGAGUGUUGGCAGCUUGUGAAACCAUGGGCAAUGCCACCACUAUCUGCUCCGACAAGACUGGAACAUUAACUCAAAAUAAGAUGAAGGUCGUCCAAGGAACCGUAGGGAAAUAUAUUCAUUUCGAGUCUGAAGAAGAUGUCUCGAAACUUCCAGCACGACUACGUAAUAUCAAAAGUGCAGCUUCAAACGAAGCAAGACAAGCUGGUAGUCCACUUGAUGGUGCUCAAUUACUAGAUCUUCUAGUAGAGGGCAACGCACUCAAUUCCUCUGCCUUUGAAGAAUUGAACAAGACUACAGGGGAAGUAGAAGUCAUUGGAUCCAAAACCGAAGUAGCAUUGCUAGGAUGGAUUGGUGCUAUGGGUUAUCCCUUCUCCGAACGUAGAGUGCAAAAGGAUACCACUGUAGUCCAAGUCUAUCCCUUCUCAUCAGAACGUAAAUCCAUGUCUACGCUCGUCAAAGUAUCUGCACCUGGUGCUCCCACGUUAUAUCGAAUGCAUGUGAAAGGGGCGUCCGAGAUAGUAUUAGGUUAUUGUAACAAGGUGGUCGCUUUACCGCCCGAUAGACAGCUUAAAGACCGAAGACGGCAGAUUCCCGAAACUCCGUGUAUUGCAAAUCUUGAUAGUCGAGGCUUACGAGAGCUUAAUGAUUUAAUUGGGUCGUACGCAGAGCAAUCUCUUCGAACAAUAUGUCUGGCAUAUCGAGAAUGGUCUAAAGAAGCAAUCACCAUUUGGCUUGCUGGUCCAAUUAGAGAUAAAGUUAGAGCAGCGAGGAAGGCAGAGGCCGAGGAAGAGAAACGACGUAAAGCCAGUGAGCAGAUGGGAGAAUUGAUACUCGACGAACGUAGCGACGAAAUCCGUCGUACUGAUACUCUUGAUACGAAUGCAAGCUCAGAGUCUCCAACUACUCCGACCAUGGGUGACGAACUAACUGACUCGGAUAUACUGAUGCAUCCCAUUGCACUGGCUGAACUCGCAGGUCAAGAUCUGACUUGCGCUGCUAUUGUCGGUAUAGAAGAUCCACUUCGUCCAGGAGUUGCAUCUGCUGUUCUAGCAUGUCAGCGUGCUGGUGUAGUAGUCCGUAUGGUUACUGGCGAUAACGUCUUGACUGCUCGAGCCAUUGCCGCCAAGUGUGGUAUCUUGACUCGAACUGGCAAAGUCAUGGAAGGAUCGGCCUUUAGAAAACUCUCUGAAGCUGAAAUGGAUGCUAUAAUACCAACUUUAUGUGUCUUGGCUAGAUCAUCUCCUACUGAUAAACAGACCCUAGUAGCACGCCUUAAAGCUCGAGGUGAUGUAGUUGCUGUAACUGGUGAUGGUACAAACGAUGGUCCAGCACUUAAAAUGGCUGAUGUUGGUUUCUCUAUGGGUAUUGCUGGAACUGAAGUAGCUAAAGAGGCUAGUUCCAUCAUUCUUAUGGAUGAUAACUUUGAGUCAAUUGUAAAGGCUAUCAUGUGGGGUCGUGCUGUCAAUGAUUCUGUCAAAAAGUUUUUGCAGUUUCAAUUGACUGUCAAUAUAACGGCGGUAGUGCUGGCUGUAGUCAGUAGUUUGGCUGAUUCAACCGAGUCUUCAGCAUUAACGGCAGUCCAAUUGCUUUGGGUCAAUUUGAUUAUGGACACCUUGGCAGCGUUGGCUCUAGCUACUGAAAGCCCUACUCAAGCUAUUCUAGAACGUCCUCCAGAAGGUCGUAACUCGCCUCUCAUCAACACUCAAAUGUGGAAAAUGAUUCUGGGCCAGGCCGUCUUCCAAAUUGUUAUUGGAUUGAGCAUCCUCUUUGCUGGUGCUCAUAUCUUCCGCUUGCCAGAUUUGGCUGCUGCUGGUGGUAUCCUUGUUGUAGAUGUGAACAGUCCUCAAGCCGCCCAGGACCAAAAAGUAGUACUUCGAACCAUCUUUUUCAACGUUUUUGUGCUUUUGCAGUUAUUCAACCAAAUCAAUGCCCGUCGUAUUGAUAAAAACAUUAACGUGUUUGAAGGCAUAUUCAGCAAUCCCUACUUUUACUGCAUUUGGAUAUUCAUCGCCGUAUUCCAAGUCAUAAUAGUACAGUUUGGCACAUUCGUCUUUAACGUUACAGGGCUCAAUGGACCUUAUUGGGCAUCGUGUAUUCUGGUCGGUCUGCUGUCAUUGCCGGUAGGGCUUGUAUUGAGACUCCUUCCCGAUGAGAUAUUACCAUGGGUGUGGUGGCGAGGCUCUCAUCAGACGCUGCCUAUCGCAAACGAACCUCGGGCAGUGUCUGUUGGUGGCAGAACUUCGGUAUCUAUACACUCCGACGUUAGUAGUCCGCGGGCGGUGCUUCAUGGAAAGAGUGCAAGCACUUUCUCGAGUGGAGUUGGUGAUCUUGAUAGUGCUGCUGCUCGUGAAAAUUGGCAACAGACUCUGGAAAAGGUUCCCGAACUUAAAAUCUUUACGUCGAUACGUGGCAGUGGUCGUAUUUAUUCGGAACGAGCUCCAGCAUCUCGAGAUGGACGGCCGCCGAGUCUCAGCACCAUGGACGGAACAACCACCAACACUGCCAAAAGACCUGCAUCUUCAUACAAGCUGAGUAAACGUGCAGCGACCAUGCCACCGGUCCGUACUGGAGGAUCUAGUGCUGUCCUGGCUGGUAUUGGUAUAGAAUUAGCAGGAACAGGCUUCCGUCCCUCAGGAAAUAACAAGAGUGCUGCGCAACCAGCGUCGCAACGUGGUAGUACUGGUGGCUCCUCUUCUCGCCUCGUAUCACCAAAAUCGCCUGUGAAAGUAGCAACAAAACAAGUAGAUGAAGAGGAAGGUGAUGUGAGUGUUGGGAGUAGUGAUGAACAAUUAGCAAAGGGGAAAGGAUUUACUAAGCCCCAGUAA
Messenger RNA from Synchytrium microbalum, 5475 nucleotides. RefSeq lists its product as uncharacterized. Bases 1 to 5475 code for a protein of 1824 amino acids. NCBI's taxonomy places the organism in Eukaryota, Fungi, Chytridiomycota, Chytridiomycetes, Synchytriales, Synchytriaceae. Gene Ontology annotation, cellular component: membrane; intracellular membrane-bounded organelle. The record is from RefSeq and is a predicted model, not a curated record. Gene Ontology annotation, molecular function: peptidyl-prolyl cis-trans isomerase activity; ATP hydrolysis activity; P-type calcium transporter activity. Gene Ontology annotation, biological process: intracellular calcium ion homeostasis; protein peptidyl-prolyl isomerization. The transcript is spliced from 15 exons.